AUGGUUCUCCGGAUCAGACUUGCCCGCUUUGGCAACAAGCACAACCCUUUCUACAACAUCGUCGUCGCACAGGCCCGCUCCGCCCGUGGCGCCAAGCCCCUCGAAGUCAUCGGCACCUACAACCCCAUCCCGAAGCGUCCCACGAACUUGUACAAUGAGAAUGCCAAUGCUCGCCCAUACAAGGAGGUAGCUCUCGACCGCUCGCGCGCACAGUACUGGCUCGGUGUUGGGGCGCAGCCUAGUGAUCCUGUCUGGAAGCUGUUGGGCAUGGGUGGCCUCGUGGUUCCUAAACCUACUACCUUCCACAAGGCCUGA
Messenger RNA from Penicillium arizonense, 315 nucleotides. RefSeq names its product mitochondrial 37S ribosomal protein bS16m. The coding region runs from base 1 to 315 and encodes 104 amino acids. Gene Ontology annotation, cellular component: mitochondrial small ribosomal subunit; ribosome. The transcript has 3 exons. The record is from RefSeq and is a predicted model, not a curated record. NCBI's taxonomy places the organism in Eukaryota, Fungi, Ascomycota, Eurotiomycetes, Eurotiales, Aspergillaceae. Gene Ontology annotation, biological process: mitochondrial translation. Gene Ontology annotation, molecular function: structural constituent of ribosome.